Drosophila obscura is the source of this 4227-nucleotide messenger RNA. RefSeq names its product transmembrane protein 132E (gene dtn). NCBI's taxonomy places the organism in Eukaryota, Metazoa, Arthropoda, Insecta, Diptera, Drosophilidae. The record is from RefSeq and is a predicted model, not a curated record. The transcript is spliced from 12 exons. The coding region runs from base 22 to 4149 and encodes 1375 amino acids.
CUUCCUCAUCCCAUCAUCAUCAUGAAGUUCUGCCUGGUGAUAACGAUGCUGGUGUCCAUUGCAUACUCUGUGGAGGUGCACUUUGAGGCACCGGACAGCGGAUUCUUCCUGAAACACGCCCGCCAACCACCUGUGACGCCGGAAAUAGCCAACAUACAGCAGACAUCCUCAUCGCCGCCAUUGAAGGCGCGCUCCUCCUACGAUUCGGUGCUCUCGCUGGACCGCUUCACGGUGGUGGAGACCACACAGCCGGUGUCCAUACGCGCCAGCUAUGGUCCAUUCUCCACCAAGCAGACGGUGCCGGCCCGCUACAUUGUGCCGGACACAAUGGACAACAACAACCAGAAUAGCAACAACAACCAGGGAGCAGGGGACUACAUAAACAACUCCACCGCCACACUGCUGGAGCUGCAGCAACCGAACAUGCAUCUGGAUAUCUCGGCGCAUUUGGUUAGGGCGAGCGUGUCCCAGGAUUCGCCCGUGCUGCGUGUCCUCUUUCAUGCUGGCGCCGACCCUGGCGGUCAUUUGCAGCGCCAGAAGGUCUGCGUUCUGCUGCACGUGGCCAUGGGCACGGAACAGCCGCUGAAGGGCCGCUGCAUGCCCGAGGGCGAGGAUGGGGUGUGUGUGGCCGAGGUGGUGGUGCCCCUCAGCUGGUGGCCAGCGAUUCCAGCGCCCCAGCGCAAGGACAACGCCCCAGCACUGCCACCCAAGGUGCCGCAACGCUAUGCGCAGGUCUCGUACAGCGUCUUUGAGCCACCGCUGCGCAAUCCGGAGCAGUGCGAACCAAAGGUCCAGAUCCAGCCGCUGACCACAUUCGCCCAGGUGCCCCUGAUGCCCGCCAAGACGCCGUUCAAGGAGCUGCGUGCCGACGAUUCGGUCACCUUCCUGCUGCCCCAGCAUCCGCUCUAUCCCAUGUCCAAGCUCCACGUCCCCGUCUUUUUGCACCAGUAUGUGGAUCAGCGGGUGGCCGCCUUCACCGUGCGUGCACGAGUCAAGGCUGGACUGCGAAUCAUGGGCGCCACCGCCUCCACCGAUCAGUGGAGCGUAUCGAUUGAGAAGGAGAAUCCCAAACACACCACCGCACGGGUCACGGCCUUCCGCAAGGAGCAGGAAUCCAGCAUAGAAUCGGCCAUGGCUGGGAAUCUAACCAACGAAUCGUUUGAGGUCUUCUCCUGGCUGCUGGAGGUGGCCGAGGACACCAACGACAUUGUGGAUGGCGGCAAGAUCGUGUGGUCUGUCACCCAUGUCUAUGACACGCCCAAGGACAAGGACUCCAGCGAACUGAUUGCCACAGAUGACACAAAGAAGCGGCUGAUUGCCAAGCUGGAGAUCAACAAGGAUGACAUCCAGGCAGUGCUGCCAAUGGCCAAGAUCUGGGAGGUGAUGAACACGGCCGUUCUAACCGGACGCCAGGUGGCCCAGGCCAUGAAGGUCUUCAUUGUCUCCCAGGCGGGCAAGGUGGCCGAUGUGACGCUCCAGAGUUCCUGUCAUGCGGAGGAUGAGAGUGUGAUUAAGGUUUCCUCCUCCUGCAGCUCUGUCUAUGUGGAUGGCUCUGAGCAGCGUGGCUCCUCGAAUGCCUCGGUUAUUGUCAAAUAUGGCACCUAUGUGGGCGUUGCUAAGUUCAUUGUUUGGAUGCCUGAAUUCCCGCUGGAGGUCUACAUAGCCGACUAUCGUUUGUCGCAGAUCAAGGGCUGGAAAGUGACGGAUGAUAAUCAUUAUCUACACAAUAAACAAUCGCGUCGCCGGAAGAAGCGCUCGUAUGUGUGGGGCCAGAGCCAGGGGCAGCACGGCAGCAACUAUUACAACAAUCUUGGGGCAGACAAGACCAUCUGUCGGGCACGCUACCAGCAGAGUCCCGUGGAGGUCUAUGCCAAGUUCUUGGCCGUCGAUCAGAACUCGGGACGCACCAGCUACUUCAUCUCGAGGCGAACGGGUCUACGGGUCACGGAUCUUGUGCAGCCGCUGCUGCGCGUGGCCGAUCCCAAGAUUGCCACGCUCAAGGGCCGCAUACUGCAGGGCAAGUCCAUGGGUCGCACCGAUGUGCAGGUUCUAUCGCCAAUCACUGGCCGUGUCAUUGGCACCAAGGAGAUCCGUGUGGGCAGCGACAAGGUAAACCUCUCGAAGCUUAUUGUUCGCGUGAUUUCGGGACUGCAGCUAACGAUCACGCCGGACAAUACAAUUGAGAACGGCUACCUGGCGGAGACCUCUGUGACCCACAAGCUGACGGCCCAGUAUCAGGAGGGGCUGCUCGACAUCGAUCUGGAGUUCAAUGAUGGCUCCAAGACCCCCCUGAGGGACAUUGCUGUGGAGGACUACUUCCUGCUGGUGGAGAGUCUCGAUACUGAGGUGGUGGCCUUUGCCCCCAUGCUGGCCUCCCAUCAUCCGCGUGUGAUUGCCGUCGGCGAGGGCAAUGGCAAUCUGCUGCGUGUCACGCUCCUGCUCUCCGAGGAGUGCCGCACGCGCAGGAGCACGCUGGGCACCGGCAAACAGAACAAAUCGAAUGUGGCACCGCUGGCCAGCGCCUUGGCCUCCAUCGAGGUGGACUUCAACAAUGUGGACAUUGUCAGCAAACAGGAGGCCAUACAAAACGAUGGCACUGUGGGCCGUGGCGAGCGCAAAAGUUUCCGCCAAACGGCUGGCGAUCUGGCGGACAUUAUUGUUGGAAUACCUUUGCGUGACUCUAGCCAACAGUAUGAGCCCACUGUUCAGGCCCGACAGCAUCGCGGCAGCAGCAGCAUUCAGGCCUCGCACAAGAAUCAUUUCAAUGGCAAGGGCGGCAUCGGCGGCACUGGACCCAUGUCCUCCAUGGAGCUGGGCAUGUAUGUCCUUCUAACUGCCUUCUGCUUUGCCAUCAUUGUCUUUGUGAUCUCGUGCGUGGUGUACGCCUCCAAGUUCCGACCGGCAAUGAUUGAGUCCGGUCUGGAUCCAUUGUCGGUGGGCAAGGGCGGUGGCGGUGGCGGAGGCGCUGGCAUAUCUGGUGGUGGUUUCCGGGAUGUGCGCCUCAAGGAGUCCACCACAAAUGCCCAUGACUGGGUCUGGCUGGGACGCUCCACCAUCGAUAGGCAGUCGGUGGUGGCAGAAACCAAUACACAUUUGAAUGCACGCGAUUCCCGCAUGCGCAUCACCAGCAAUCCGAUCAUCAACUACGAUAACGGACGUCGCGUCAGCUCCUUUGAUCAGCAGCCCAAACUGCAAACGCAUAUUGUGCCAGCCUCCAAUUUGAACAAACAGCAUGCCGAUCAUUAUCUGGCCAAUGAGCGCAAGGAGUUGCCUGGAGGAGCCCUGGACUAUAAACCGCCAGUGCCGCCGCAUAGGAAUGUGGGGGCGAGAGCGUGUCUGCCGAUUGUACAGCCAGCAGCAGCAGCAGCAGCAGUGGCUACAGCUCCAGUUCCAGUGAAGGAGGUGGCCAAUAAGCGACAUAGUCAGCUCUAUAAGCACUUGCAGAGCAACAACAUCAUCAUAAACAAUAAUAAUAAUAACAACAACAGCAGCAGCAGCAGCAAUAGCAUUAGCAUUAGCAAUGCCAGCGAUAAUAACAACACAAAUCAGCAGCCGAAACAACAGCCACUGGAACGUCCGCAACAUCAGCGCAGUCAUAGCCAUAGCCAUAGCCAGGAGCCAGCAGGUGCCAUCAUCAAGGCGGCACACAAUAAGAUCAAGCAACAGCAGCAGCAACAACUGCAGCAGCACCAGCAGGAGCUGCACAAUGCGGAGAAGCUAGUGGAGUACACAAAUCCACACCAGAAGAAUGCAUUUCAAUUUGAUUCGCUGACACCAAAGAGAGUAACCAAAGCAGCAGCAGCAGCAGCCGCCGCAUCAGCCCUGUCCAUGUCCACAGCUAUCCAAAAAGCCAAGGAGAACCACAGCAUGGUUAGCAGCACUGGGGAUGCGGCCAAUUCGAAUGGCAGCGAUGAGAUAAUGCGGCUGCCAUCGACGGCCAGUGGCAGUGCCAUCAGUCAUGUGCCCGUACCGGUGCCCACAACAAAAUCAUCGCGCGUCAAGCGUGCCACCGUUGUGGGCAAUCCCAUGUUCUCGGCCACCGUCGAUGAUACAGAGACACCCGGUGAGCGGCUCGGGUUGGAUGAUCUCGAUAUGGAUUACGAACAGAUCAUGCACUACUUUGAUAAUUUAAAGGAAUCAAAUGCCUGAGUGCAAGAGAUCAUUGCUAAAAUUCGCGAAAUAUUGUCAACGUUCCAUCAUCAAUAUCAGAAUGUGGCCACGCCCAUG